AUGAACACCAUCCCCCACCCCCGGCCCAUGCGGUACUUUUUCUACGAGGAUGUGACACGGGCGGUCAUGCAGGCUCUGGACGACGGCAUCCUGCGCAUGAGUGUCAGGUGCACCGUGCCCGAGCUCAACACUGACUUUGACGUGUACCGUGUGGGCACGCUGCUGGAGAUGGUGCGGGAGAUGGCAACCGCCCUGGCCCAGGAUGGGAAGCGGGUGAAGGUCUGCGUGCAGCAGAGCCUGGGCGAAGGCAUCUUUGCGGGCAUGCCCAUGAUGCUGAGCGGGGUGGCUCGCAUCCUGAAGGCCAUGGACUGGGGCGAGGCGGGGGAGUGGAUGGAGUUUGGCGCCGUGGGCGCCGGCGAGGUGGAGAGCGCCGACGCAUUUGUGAUCGUCGCGCCUCAGAACAUGGUGGGCAACAGCAUCCUCCCCUUCCUGGACGCCAUGGUCAGCGCCGCAGGCGCGGCCGGCAAGCCUGUGGUGCUCCUGAACGCCAACCUCGGUGACAUCCAGUCCAGCUCGGGGGUCAUGGGCGUGCGGAACAGGCAAGGCCAUGGGGCAAGCCGGCUGGAUUUUGCAGCGACCUUCCAGGUGGUGUACCACUUCCGGCUGCUGUACAGUGGGCCCUUCAUGUACCCCAUCGUGGGCGCCCUGCGCUACAGCCACGGCGGGCGCUGGGAGGUGUACAAGAGGGUGCCCAUCCUGGCGGAGAAGACGGAGGUGUACACCCACCUCGCCAGCUUCGACACGCAGCCGGGGUCCACGGCCAUUACCGCCGCCUUCCACGCCUUCCAGCGAUCGCAGUGGUGA
Auxenochlorella protothecoides is the source of this 804-nucleotide messenger RNA. RefSeq lists its product as hypothetical. The record is from RefSeq and is a predicted model, not a curated record. NCBI's taxonomy places the organism in Eukaryota, Viridiplantae, Chlorophyta, Trebouxiophyceae, Chlorellales, Chlorellaceae. The transcript has 6 exons. Bases 1 to 804 code for a protein of 267 amino acids.